CGGGGGUGGUCUGAAGGUCCGCAAAUUCGCCAGGAAAAUGGGCCCGAGGGCGUCGAUUAGAAGUCCUCGUUCGACGUAGCUCUCCCUGCCACGCCUUGCAAUGUGAGUGUGUGGAUGUGGGCUCGUGCCCGGCUGAGUGUGUGCACGCACGGUGUCUGGGCCCCGUCCCCGAGCGGGACUUUUCUAGAAACAUGAUCCGCGUCCUGCUGCGGGCUGCGGAGACGGCGGCGUCGGGGAGGCGGCUGCUGCGGUCGGCGUGCGUGCCCGGCAGAGCCUGCCCGGGGGCCGAGCCCAGCGCGCGGUGGCGGCCGCCGGGGCCGAGGAGGACGGCGCCCCCCAAGGCCGUCCUCACGGUCGCCCCGAAAAACAUCUGGUCGCAGGCCCACGGGCCCCGGAACGCCAAGGACGACGGCGGCAAGCCGGUGCCGGUGCUCCGAAGUGAGAGACUGGAACCCGCCGUGUCACCGUCCCAGAAAGUGAGAGAAGCUGGGAGAGAUUUCACCUACUUAAUAGUGGUGCUCAUUGGAAUCAGCAUUACAGGUAGCUUGUUAUACACGAUUUUCAAAGAACUUUUUUCUUCAUCCAGUCCUAAUAAGAUAUAUGGGAAAGCCUUAGAAAAAUGCAGAAUACAUCCUGAGGUGAUCAGUAUUUUCGGUAAACCUUUGAAAGGCUACGGGGAAAUGUCGAGACGUGGACGGAGGCAGCAUGUCAGUUUCAUUGAAUAUGUUAAAGAUGGGCUGAAACACAUGCGUUUGAAGUUCUACAUUGAGGGGUCCGAGCCAGGGAAGCAAGGAACAGUGCACGUGGAAGUCAAAGAGAACCCAGAGAAUGGCAAAUACGAAUUCCGAUAUAUAUUUGUGGAAACAGAAUCCUUUCCUAGAAGAACAAUUGUCAUUGAAGAUAAUCGGUCUCAAGACAGUUAAAAGGAUCGAGCAAGGAUGCUGUUUUCUGAAGGAUGUGGAGAGUGCAGAAGCACAACUAUGUUCACAACCCUCUUCCAGAAUCAGCUCACAGAAGCGAGAACAUUGCUCAAAAAGCAAAUGGAGAAGAUAUUUGAUGUGUUUAGGCAAACCAAAUUAGAGAUUUUCUUGUGAGAAAUCAUGAAACAGUGUAUUUUGCAUUUUUUCUUUGUCAAUCAUGACAGUAUUUCUAUUCUACUUUCAUGAUGUGAAUUUUUUACUGAAAAUUUUAUGCAAUGUAAAUAAAAGAUUUCAGUAUUUUA
This is a messenger RNA of Dipodomys spectabilis (banner-tailed kangaroo rat), 1222 nucleotides long. RefSeq names its product translocase of inner mitochondrial membrane 21 (gene Timm21). Gene Ontology annotation, biological process: protein import into mitochondrial matrix. Gene Ontology annotation, cellular component: TIM23 mitochondrial import inner membrane translocase complex. NCBI's taxonomy places the organism in Eukaryota, Metazoa, Chordata, Mammalia, Rodentia, Heteromyidae. The transcript has 6 exons. The coding region runs from base 192 to 923 and encodes 243 amino acids. The record is from RefSeq and is a predicted model, not a curated record.